AUGCUGCCUCUAGCACAGAAAUCGAUCCAGGGUCAGCGUAAGGCCGAACUGGGACCACGAAGCGGUUUCAGCUUCAUCAACUGCCGGCGCAAUGCGAAGCUACUGGCCGAGGGCUAUCAGCCGCCGACGGCGGUGCGCACUGGCACCUCCAUUGUGGGCAUCAUCUGUCAGGACGGCGUUAUCCUGGGGGCUGACACGCGAGCCACCGAGGGCCCCAUUGUGUCCGACAAGAACUGCUCCAAAAUCCACCAUCUGCAGCCCCACAUCUAUUGCUGCGGUGCUGGCACCGCCGCCGACACUGAAAUGAUGACUCAGCUGACCUCCUCGGAGCUGGAUCUGCACCAGCUGAACAUGGGCCGGCAGGUGCCGGUGGUCUGUGCCAGCUUAAUGCUGCGCCGCACUCUCUUCCGCUACCAGGGGAAUAUCGGUGCCGCAUUGGUCAUGGGCGGAGUGGACAGGUGGGGGCCGCAGAUCUAUUGCAUCUAUCCGUGCGGCUCCAACGACAAGCUGCCGUACGCGGCCAUGGGAUCGGGCACUCUGGCCGCCAUGUCCGUGCUGGAGCACGGCUGGAAGCCGGACCUCGAUCAGGAGCAGGGCAAGCAGCUGGUGCGCGAGGCCAUCUCGGCGGGUGUCUUCAAUGACCUGGGCUCCGGCUCGAAUAUCGAUCUCUGUGUGAUCACCAAAGCGGGCUCCCAGUACCUGCGCACAGACACAAUCGCCAGCGAGCGUGGCGAGCGCCAGGGCAUGUACUCCAUCAAGCCGAACACCACGCUGGUCAAGUCCACCUCCGUGCAGAGCAUCCUGGUGGCCGACGAGCGCUCCUAUCGCGUCUCCCUGUUCUCCUCCCGCUGGAUUUUCUUCUCCGAGUUGAAUUUGGGACACAGUUCGUGGCCCGCACAGACCGAUCCCGAUAAGGAUGAGCAGCCGCAAGUGUCUGCUCAGAGCGAGCAGCAGAAGGAGCCAGAGGCAGAGCCUCAAGUGCAGAAUCAAGUGCAGGAUCAACCACGCCCAGAUUCUCAAUAAUCGAAUCUAAAUUUUGCUCGAAAAGUAACCAAAAAAAAUUAUCCGUUUUCAUAAAUGUUAUGUACAAUGCAUACAUAC
This is a messenger RNA of Drosophila obscura, 1101 nucleotides long. RefSeq names its product proteasome subunit beta type-7 (gene Prosbeta2R1). Gene Ontology annotation, molecular function: threonine-type endopeptidase activity. Gene Ontology annotation, cellular component: proteasome core complex. The record is from RefSeq and is a predicted model, not a curated record. Bases 1 to 1023 code for a protein of 340 amino acids. NCBI's taxonomy places the organism in Eukaryota, Metazoa, Arthropoda, Insecta, Diptera, Drosophilidae. The transcript is spliced from 3 exons.